UGAAAAGAUAGAUUAUAGAUAUCAUAGCCAUUCCCCUCCCUUAUCAAUGUCACAUAAACCCUAUGCUUCGUUUUUGCGGCUGCUUAUCAGCUAGAGGCCUCAAAGUCACCUUAGUCCUCACCCACGGCGUCGCGAAAUCCAUGCUUUCCUCACUCUCCGGCGCGUACCUUCGGCGAAUACGUCACGCGGAUGCGGGCCGCAAUCUCCGAGGGGGUCACGGUGUCAUUGAGAAGAAAAAGAAGAGUAGGUGCUCCGCCGCUGGCGGCGGAGUUGUGGUCUACGAUUCCUUCAUGCCGUGGGCCCGUGGCUGAUGGAGGUGGGACGGGCGGGCGGGCUGCGGGUGGCGGCGUUUUUCUCCCAAAUGGCAUAUGUGUGUAGCAUCCAUUAUCAGAAUAUGCUGGAAAGAGAGCGGGAGUUCAAGAGUUCGGAAGCAGUUUGUCUGUCGUGUUUGCCGGUGAUGGAUUCCGGCAACCUGCCAUCGUAUUCCUACUUCGGAGAUAUUGCAGAAGAAGUUGCCGUGUUUGCGGGAAACCAGGCCUCCAAUAUGCACAAAGCUGACUGGUGUUUGUUCAACACAUUUGACGCCUUGGAACAUGAGUGGUGGAUUGUUCAGGGAAAUUCGUCCAGGACAUAUAUGAUCAAUUGAAAUGGUUCUAAUCGAUGAUGAGGUACUCUUAUUAUUAUGCCUGCUAUGUAGCUUACUUUGCUUCUCUUGCAUACUCUACAUACUUUAAGAAUAUAUUAGUUGAUUUGGUUAGUUCGCCUUUCAACAUUAGUUUUAAUUGAUGCUUAAUGUCUGCUUGAUAUUGCCAACCCUGAUUUUUCUAUUAUGCUUUGAGUUUCUAACAGCUCUGUAUAUUAUGCGUUGGUUCUGCUCUAAGAGCAGAUGUAAUCUUUCAUAAUGGAAUAAUGUACACUAAAGCAAUAAAUGCCAAAAAGGAAUACAUUCAUUCUUCUGGUGGAUUGAUAGUUUUAGACAUCAAUUAUAUAUGAUGCUAAACAGGCUUAUUGAAAAGCAUUACUAAUGAAGUUUGCUAAACUUAAACUUUCAUAUAAACAUACUAUCUUUGAUUUUAAUAAAGAAUAUGACAACAGUUCUGAACUUUGCUUGUGACUUUGGCUGAUAAGUUCAAAAUGGAGCUUCCUAUUUUGACUUGGAAAAAAUGGAUGGCAUUUGAUAUAAAAAACAUAUCUGCGCUCUAGUUUUUCUGGCUUCUGCAAUCUGCAAUGGAUUGGAAGGGUAUAGUUGCUACUAGGUGAGUGUCCCGUCUAAUUCUAGGGGAAUUUGCAUAAGUCCACAAAGCAUUUCCUACUCCUGCCAAACUCUCCGGCCAACUCUGCUGAAGUCAACAAAGCAGCAUCGCCUAUUCCGCUAAACUCUCAGACAUUCUUUGAGUAUUUCGGAUGCAUCUGGAUUUCCUCUGCUCAUCGAACACCGUGUCCAGUUUUCCCUUCUGAUUGUCCAUCUCGUAGCGUCUCUCUCUCUCUCUAUUUGGAAGGUUUCUGGCUUCAAUGAUCUCAACAUCCUAAUAUACUAACCUCUACGAAUCUCUCAAUUCUAUACUUCAAUAUAUAUCUGUGACAUUUUGUUUCCUUAUUCCUUAUUCCAAGAUUUAUGUCAUGUUUCCUAAUUUGUUUGUCUUCUCACUGUUACUUUAAUUAAUUUUUCUUCUUGAUGGAUAAUGGCCAAAUGCAACAAUGAAAAUGGUAGUCCUAAGGCUUCUCAAAGAAUAAUAAAGACCAACUAGGCUUUGCUUAAGACACCAUCUUAUACCCUUUGAGGAUAGUCUGCCUUCUCCUUCAACAGCCCAUAUGAAGUCUUCCACAAGUUUCCCUGCCCUAACACAAUCAGCCAAAUCAGGGUUCUAUCAACUCUCAAAUCUCUCCUUAACCAUACUAAACUUAACAUAUCUCUAAUAUUGCUGAUGCAGAUGAUCAAGUUAUAAUUGCAUCAAAGAAUUCCAGCUUAUGGUUGAAAGACGGAGGCCAUUUUUGUUGUCAUUUAAGGCAGAUGACUGCACAUCGUGUGAAUUAGGUAGUCAGUUGUAUAGGGCGUUCGAAGUAGAAAAUCACUACCCGAUAAAAGGCAUUUGUCUUGAGCCAUUUAUCAUAAAUACAUCCCUUCUUUUGUUUCACGGGUCAAGAAGCUUUCUCUGAUUUUAAACUGAAAUGAUCUCUUUGUUGUCAAUGAACAUAUAUUGAUUUGCCUUUAUCGGAUGUUAUUAAACAUUUUAGUGAUGUCUUUUACUCUUAUUUUAGCUAUGCAGAAACAAUCCAAAUUAAGUAAAAACAAUGCUAUUUGGAGUUUGCACCAAUAUAUUUUUAUUGUGAUUUUCUUUUAGCAUCUUUUUAUUGUGAUUUCUUAUAUACUUCAAGCAUUUCUUUGUCUCUAUAUACCUAAAAGCACUACAUAUGAGUUAGAAAGAUUUUUACGCGUGACUACGUACUCAGGGCUCAAUAUCUAAUAUACCUUCUAGAAAAACACUGAAGGCCACCGACGUAGGAAGACGCUUUUUCUUCCUUCUUCUUCACCGCGGCCAAAAUCAGAUCACCUCCCUUCUGCCGUACCAGUUCGCUUGCACCAGUUCACCACCAGAAAAUCUCGAUCAGUGAUGUCUCGGACACUUGGAUAGUUGGACCAAACAUCUAUAAUUCACACUCGAAGCAAGAAAAAACUCAACUUCAUCCGUAGGUAACCGCUAGGACGUAGGGGUUCUUCUAAAUCCUAUCUUUUUCUGACUUUGAUUUUCUUCUAUACUCACAAAAGGAGAGAUUCAGAUCUAUAUCAGAUCAAAUGCUACCUUUCUCACCAGCCCUCGGGUAAAUUGAAUCCAUCAUUCUUUAUUACUUAAUCAGCAAAUUUUAAUAGUUACAACCUCUAUACAUUUGUUUGAAUUUUCGUCUCUAUCCAUGUUGCUUUUUAUUAUUGAUUUUCCUUUCUUUUUUAUGUCUUUUGUUCUCUGUUUACUCAUUUUUGUUCUCAUCCAGUCAAGUGGUAGGAGUUUUAGUCUGAUAUAGAUCGGUCAUACGAUUCUUUUUAUUUACACCACUAAAUUGCUUCAUGUUUCUAAAUUGUGAAGUCCUUUAUUGGACCCCAUCAUAUUGGACCGCACUAACAUGUAGAAUAAAAAAGCGCACAAGGAAAUUGAUGUGUAAAACAUCUCAUUUAAUGCCUCACUUCAAAGUGCAGCGUUUGAAAAGUUCUAUGUUCGGAGUUGUUAUCAUCUCCUUGUGGGGGAAGUUGACCUGGGAGGAUGGCUGGGGUGGACAAAGAUGUGGAACUUAGCUAUCUUCCAAGGUUAAGAUUUUUUUGGCAAUUGUGCACGGGGAAUCUGCCUACUAACAAAUUGAGAGAAAGGAGGGUGGAGCAAAGGCAUCCUAUGUGGUGAGCAUUUUGAGUCUGUUUCCCAUUCUUUUUCUAAUUGCAGGAGAGCAGCUGAAGUUUGGAGACUAAAGGGCUGGGUAACUGUGGCUGGCCAAGGAACGUCAUUUAUGGAAUGUUUGGAACUUUUCUUCACGACUAGGACCUUGGAGCAUUGCUGUGAAAUGAUAUUGUUGUGCUGGAGCAUUUGGUACUUUCACAAUAGGGCUGUCUAGAACAGGGAGGAAGGAGGCGAGGAUUUUAUUGUGACUUUGGAGAGGGCUAUCCUACAAGGCUGGCGGGUUGCAAAUGACCGGUGCGCUGAAGUUCCCAUGAAGUCGAGGUGUUGUGGUGCAGAGGACUGGAAGAAACUUGAAGCGGGCUGUCUUAAGUCAACGUCGACGCAACUUUGGAAGUUGGGGGGCAUAGGGGUUUGGGUGGGUGGUGAGAGAUGCUGCAGGCAGAUUUGUAGCAGCGGGGGCAAAUUCUUGGUUGGGUACCUGUUCGGUUAAGGAGGCUGAAGCCAUCGCGAUUCGAGAGACUUUGAAGUGGCUUAAGGAGCACAAUUGGGAUUAUGUCAACUUAGAGUCGGAUGCUAAUUGGCAAUGGUGGUUGAAAAGGGAGGAAAUAUGUCUUCCUUGUGUUUGAUUGUUGACGAUAUUAAGGUGUUGAUGUGAGGCUUUAGAACUGUUUCGAUUAAACUUUGUUUGGCGAUCUCUGAAUCGUGCCGCUCACGAGCUUGCGCGAAUGACCAUUUCUUUGUCUGAUAGUCAUAGUUGGAUAAAUAUUCCUCCAAAUUGUAUCUGGAAUGUUUUAAAUCACGAUUUACUCAAUGAUAGUUGAUCUUUUGGUUUUAA
Messenger RNA from Cuscuta europaea, 4218 nucleotides. The record is from the annotation of a GenBank genome assembly. NCBI's taxonomy places the organism in Eukaryota, Viridiplantae, Streptophyta, Magnoliopsida, Solanales, Convolvulaceae.